GUGCGGGAGGCGCGCGGCCGGCGGCGCCGCUCCCCAUAAAUAGCGGGGCGAGGCCGGGCCUCCCCAUUCCGCGGCGGUGCCCGGGCGGCGGCUCCUCCUCCUCUGAGGCUCUUCCCUCUCCCGGCUGUUUAAGAUUGAAGACCUCAAAAAAAAAUGGCAUUGGCAGCAAUUGAUCCAGAGCAGAACAUUGUAUCAAGAGUUGCCAACCUUCCCUUGGUGAGCUCCACCUAUGAUAUGGUGUCCACGGCUUACAUCACCACAAAGGAUAACCAUCCUUACCUGAAGUCAGUAUGUGAGAUAGCAGAGAAAGGAGUGAAGACAAUUACUUCGGUAGCUAUGACAAGUGCUAUGCCUAUCAUCCAGAAACUGGAACCACAAAUUGUAGUUGCCAACAACUAUGCAUGUAUAGGUCUAGACAAAAUUGAAGAGAGACUGCCUAUACUCAAUCAACCCACUGAUAAGGUUGUCGCCAAUGCCAAGGAUGUAGUUGUUGGAGCCAGAGAAGCUGUGACAACCACUGUGACUGGUGCCAAGGAAACUCUUGCUCACACGAUCACUGGAGUUGUGGGCAAGACUAAAGAAGCAAUGCAAGACAGUGUAAAUAUGACUAAGUCAGUUGUCAAUGGCAGUAUUAACACUGUCCUGGGAAGUCGUGUGGUGCAGAUGGUGAGCAGUGGAAUGGACAGUGCUCUCACUAAAUCAGAGACCCUUGUAGACCAGUAUCUCCCACUUACAGAAGCAGAACUAGAGAAAGAAGCUGUAAGAGUUGAAGGCUUUGAAGUUGGAGUUCAAAAGCCAAGCUACUAUGUUAGACUAGGAUCCCUGUCUUCAAAGGUUCGCACACGUGCCUACCAACAAGCCUUAAACAAAGUCAGAGAUGCUAAACAGAAAAGUCAGGAGACAAUCUCUCAGCUGCACCACACUGUUAAUCUGAUCGAGUAUGCCAGAAAGAACAUGAAUAGUGCCAAUCAGAAACUUCUUGGUGCUCAGGAAAAGCUUUAUCAAUCCUGGGUAGAGUGGAAGAAAAAUACAGGCCAAAAUGAUGGUGAUGAACUGCAUAGCGCUGAGCAUAUCGAGUCAAGAACUCUAGCUAUUGCACGGAGCCUCACUCAGCAGCUUCAGACCACCUGCCUCACACUGGUGUCAAGCCUACAGGGGCUGCCACAGAAUGUGCAGGAUCAGGUUUACAGUGUUGGGUCAAUGGCAGGUGAUGCAUACCAGAGCUUUCGGUCAGUAUCCUCCUUCCAAGAAUUAUCAGACAGCUUUCUUACCACUAGCAAAGGACAGCUGAAGAAAAUGAAGGAGUCUCUGGAUGAUGUGAUGGAUUAUCUUGUUAACAACACACCGCUCAACUGGCUGGUAGGUCCCUUUUACCCACAAGUGCCUGGCAUUCAGCAUGCUGAGAGCAAAGGUGAAGGGGAGAAAAAUUCCAGCCCGAAAGACAAACAGCCUGAACAUGCUACUGAAUAAACUGCAUAGCAUACAUGUACUCUGCUGACUGACCAAACAAGUGGCCUUAGCAAGUGUAGCUGUCAAAAAAGCCUUGGAGAAAAAUUCAUAAACAUAGGAGUGGGGGAAUGAUACAGAGAGAGGACACUCACACAUGGGCUAUGGUGUCCUGUGUAGUUAAGCCACUCUCAAAACUCUGUCUUAAAUGACUAGAUAUCGACAGCUUAUAGUUGUCAAGAUGCCUUGUUUGUCUACCAAGUUAAGAAACCUCACCAUGCUUAUUAAUUGUAUUAAUGGCCUAAAUGGAAUCUACCAUAGCUAAAAACAUUUGAUUUGUUGCUUAGCCUGUACCAGAUUUAUAUAAAAACUUUACAAUAAAGCGCAUUGAAAAGCCUUGCAAUCUAGAUCUAGGUAUGCUUAAAUUCCAUUUGAUUAUUAUGCAUUUGACUUUCUCAAAUUGUACUGCAACACAACUUGUGACAAAUUCUGUGCAUGCAGUAUUUCAAAGCUUAAAGUGGGGUUUCUGAAUGAGUCAGCUGGAGUUACUUAAAUGGUGUGACAGUGUUAAUGUUAACUAUAUAAACUUAAUUAUUGUAUAACACAUUAACCUGAUAACAGUCAUGAAGUACCUCAAGUUGGAAGGGACCCAUAAGAAUCACCAAGUCCAAUUUCCUGCUCCUUGCAGGAUUACCAAAAACUAAGCCAUAUGACUAGGAGUGUCAUUCCAGCAGUCCUGGAACUAUUGACAGGCUUGGUGUUGCAACCACUUCCCUGGGGAGCUUGUUCCAGUGACCAACCAAAUAAUUAUCAAUACUUUUUUACUAUGCAGUCUAAAGCCAAAAUUCAUGCUGUUUGUACCCAGGUGCCCACUGUUGUGUGGAUUGCUGGGUUUUUUGUAGCCAUCUUUUUGUAAUGCAUUUUGUAUGUUAGUAAUAAAUGCUUCAGUAGACAAA
Apus apus (common swift) is the source of this 2402-nucleotide messenger RNA. It is a transcript of the gene PLIN2, whose product is annotated as perilipin 2. The coding region runs from base 154 to 1470 and encodes 438 amino acids. Gene Ontology annotation, cellular component: cytosol; lipid droplet. Gene Ontology annotation, biological process: lipid storage; positive regulation of triglyceride storage. The transcript has 8 exons. The record is from RefSeq and is a predicted model, not a curated record. NCBI's taxonomy places the organism in Eukaryota, Metazoa, Chordata, Aves, Apodiformes, Apodidae.